Esox lucius (northern pike) is the source of this 6894-nucleotide messenger RNA. RefSeq names its product ciliary rootlet coiled-coil, rootletin family member 2 (gene crocc2). Bases 270 to 6218 code for a protein of 1982 amino acids. The record is from RefSeq and is a predicted model, not a curated record. Lineage: Eukaryota; Metazoa; Chordata; Actinopteri; Esociformes; Esocidae. The transcript is spliced from 39 exons.
UCCCACUGUUGUAGCCAUCAAGCUAAAACUUUCUGUUGAUGUUUUUGGGUGACUCGAAAGUGAGUCGAUAUUCGUCGGAGAAUGCUCAUGCACCGUGAAAUAUAAAGGACUUGCACUUUAGUUCAUGCAACUUUUCUCUUUGUUUUUAAAUCAAUGUUUUCAAUACGUAGUAUUGUUUUUUACCCGGCCUAUCCACUGGUGUUUUUUUCAUUUUCCCUAAUUGUCUGUUGUGGGGCAGUGUCAAAGCAAACCUUCUGUCCAUUUUGACAAUGAGUUCUCAAGGAGACGAAAACGAAAAUAGUACAUCCCCUGGACUGGAGGCUGUGAUUGAGAAGCUCGAGGCAUCUCUGCGCCAGUCUGGCGGCAGCGUCGAUGAGCGGAGCCCGUCACUGACUCAGGGAGGAAAUGGACGGGACUCUGCAGUCACACCCCCGGCCACGCCCCCUGUCACAUCUCCCUCCGCCCCCGCCCGCUCUGCAGCGUCACCCGUCUCCUCCCGGAUCAGACAGAUCAUCACCAGAAACCUGGCUGAGCAGCCUGCUGAUAGGGACACCUAUGUUCUUGAGGAGAACAGGGUCCUGAAGGAGCAGCUUUCCCAGACAAGGAUGGAUCGGGACCAGCUACUGGUCAAACAGACACAGCUCACAGACAGGCUGGAGCAGAUGCUGGCGAUGCAGUCAGCCGCCAGGGACUCGGACCAGGGGAGCGGGUCUGUAGAACACCUGCGGUUGCAGAGCGAGGAGAGGGCCUACAGACUCAAACUACUGGCCUAUCAGGAGGCUCAAGUCAGGCAGACUCAGUUGGUGCAGAAACUACAGGCCAAGGUGCUUCAGUACAAGAGCAGAUGUGGUGAACUGGAGGAGCAGGUGUUGGAUAAGGCCUCAGAGGUGGAGAAGCUACAACUCUCGCUGCAGGCCCAUUUAAAUUCGUCAGCCAACCAUCUGCACCGCUCUGAGACCCAGCUCCAGGAGAACAGCGUGACAAUUCAGAAAAAACUGGCCCUGCUGGAGGAAGAACAGAAGAGGUGUUCUGCCCUGGGCCAGGUUAACGUCCUGCUCAGAGAACAGCUGGAACAGGCUGGCUUGGAGAACCAGGCCCUGACGGAGAGGCUGGGCCGCGCCCGAGACGACCUUGAGCAGAAGGAGGCUCAGCUUCGCAAGGAACAGGAGACGUGUGCCUCCCGACUGGGUCGAGAGCAAGCCCGUGUGAGGGCCCUGUGGCGCCAGGCGGCGUCCCUACGGAGCUCCUUCACCCAGCUCCGGAACUUCACUGACAGGAAGCUGUCUGACAUGUGCGGGGAGUAUGUCACUGCAAGUCGUCGUCUGCAUGUAGCUUGUAUGUCCCUAGAGACCAGUGUGACACAGCACAGCACCCCUAGUGGCCAGGAGGUAUCGGAGCUAGAGAGACAGCUGAGGGACAAGCUGAGGGAAGCCAUGCAGCUCCAGGGACACUGGGACGCUGAGAAAAUAGAGCUCAACUCACGGAUUUUGGAGCUGACAGACAUGGUGAAGAACCUCAGAGCACAGAGCAGUGAGAAGGAUGCAGCCCUUGUCAUCAUGCAGACCAGUCUGGACCGGAUGGAAGCAAGCAAACUAGAUGACAAGGCUGAGAUGGAUGACCUGCUCUCAGAUAUAGGCCAUGUCCAACAGAUCUUAACCAGCGUCACAAAGGGGGUUUGUGGUGAUGGCGACCGUGGUCAAUCUUCCUCAGCCCCCUCUCAUCCCCGGGUUGAUUCUGCUCAACCCAAGAGCACCUUGAAGGCUGUCCAGGGUGUCCUGUCCCAACACCAGGGCCUGCACUGUCGCCUGGAGGCUUCCCUGGAGGAAGUUAACACACUCCACACUCGUCUGCAGGAGGCCAAGGAGGCGAGAAGGGAGCUGGAGGGACGGAUCAAGGAGCUGCAGGAGGAGAACCUGCAGGCUGAGAGGAGCCUGGAGAAGAGCCACAAAGACAGCCAGAGAUGCAGCACCUCCUUGGAGGUUUUUGCGAGUGACAAAGCCAGGCUGGAGAAGACGGCUGUGAGGCUGCAACAAGAGGUGGAGACCAGGGGGUCAGAGCUGGAGGUCAUGAGGGCGUCUGCCGGAGAUCUCCAGAGACAGAGAGACCUCCUCCGCCAGCAGAGAGAUGACCUGGAGAGACAGCUUGCACGCCAACGCACCGAAGCCCAGAGAGGUGAGAGGAGUCUGGAACAAUUGGAGAGGAAGCACAGUGACCUGUGGUGUGAGCUGGUGACAUUCAGGGAGGCCCUGAGUCAUGUGACCCUGCAGAAGGAGGUUCUGGAGGAUGAGAAAGUUAGCAUGACCCUGGCUCUCAGCAAGAUGGAGUCCCAGAAUGCAGAGCAGGAGCUGUGCCUCACCAAGACACAAAGCCAGGAGGCGGGACUUAGAGACUCUCUGGCCAAGAUGGCUGCCCUGAGUGAAGGCCUGGCCAACGACAAGGUGGAGCUCAAUCGCGUCCUGCUACAGGCGGAGGGUGAGAAGGCAGAGCUCAGUGAGCGUCGCCGGGAAGCGGAGGGGGAGCGGGCAGCGGCCAAGGAGGAGGUGGGGAGGCUUCAGCGAGAGCUCCAGGACCUGGCGGCAGACAAGCGGGCCCUGGAGACCUCCCAGAGUCUCCUGCAGGAGACCAACCACAGGCUGGAGGCCGAGCUGGGACAUCUGCAGAUGGAGAACAACCAGAUCCUGGAACAGCAUGCACAGAUUACCAAACAGUUGCAGGCCCAGAGGGACCGGCUGUCGGUGGUGCAUAAGGAGCUGGACAGCCAGGGUGUGACCCUCCACAGGGCCCAGCGGGACAGGGAGGAGCUGGCCAAAGACAAGGCCAGUCUGGCCGUCCAGCUGACCACCGCUGAACGCAAGGCCUCAGGACUGUCUCAGGAGCUGGCUGGUCUCCGAGCGGAGAAGGUAUCCUUGGAGAUGUGUGUUUUUGAGGGGCAUGAGUUGGCCUCCUCUCUGGAGGGGGAGAAGAGCCGGGUGGAAGGAGAGAGACGUAGCAUAAUGCUGGCUAAUGAGGCCCUGACGCGUGAGGUGGCCCGUUUAAAGGCGGAGGUCGAGCUGCAGGUGUCCCGUGCGGAGCAGGAGAGACAGAUUCUGGAGGCUAAGUUGGCGCUGGCAGAGAGGACCCACCAGACGACCCUGAGGACCAGGGAGCAGAGUCACAGAGAGCAGCUGGAGGCCGAACGCACUGAGAAGGAGCAGCAGCGUGUGGACCUGACCCUGCAGAGGGAGCGCUCCGAGGCCCAGCUGCAGGAGGUCUGUGAGGAGCAGAGACUCCGUAGCUUGGCAGAGCUGCGACAGCUGCAGGAGGACAUGGUGAAACUACAACAGGAACACAACCGCAAACUGCUGCAGGCUGAGAGCGACAAGCAGCAGGCCCUGUCACAGAAGGAAGGAGAGAAGGCAGCUCUGACCGAACAUCUGACGGGCCUGCAGCAGGACCUGGAGACAGCUGGCCUGGAGAUGGACAUAGUCAAGAGACAGGCUCUGAGCUGUCAGCAAAAGGACAGGGAGACUAUAUUGGGUCUUCAGGGUGAACUGCAGGUACUGGGGGGUCGUUUUGAGGAAUCUCUGAGUUGUCGUGAGUCAACAGAGAAGAACCUGAUGGAACAGGUCAGAGAGCUCAACCAGCUGAGAGAGGCAGCACGCAUCGAGGUGGAGGGUCUUCGGCGGGACCUCCAGGAGGCGGAAGAUGGUCGCGAUGCAGGGAGGAGGGGACUGAUUGAGGCCCAUCGGGAGCUGAGGGAGAUUGCUCAGGAGAGGGACGACCAGAGGAAGGAGGUCCUGGAUCUUAGGAGGCUGCUGGGGGAUGAGACGCGGGACAAGGAGGCCAUCCAAACCUCCAACCAGGAGCUCAGAUCGUCGGUGAAGCGAGCUGAGAGUGACAACAAUAGUCUGCGUCGUAGCUUGGAGGAAAAGGAGCAGAAGGUGGUGGUCUUGGAAGACUGUAAGACCUCUCUGCAGCAGGAGGUGUCCAAGUUGAGGAGCACCAUGAGAGACUUGGAGAAGUCCCGACUGCAGGCACGCAGAGAGCUGCAGGAGCUACGCAGACAGGUGAAGAUCCUGGAGGGUGAGGCCUCCCACCGAAGGGGGGAGCUGGGGGAGCUACAGGCCAGAAUGUGUCGGGCAGAGGUAAAGGAGGAAGAGGCGCUGAGGGAGGCCUUCAAUCUCAAACAAAGAGUCCUGGAGAGCGAGGCUGGAAGGGAGGCGGCCAUAAAGGAGGCUUCCCGACUGCAGGGUUGCAUGUCAGAGCUGGAGGAGGCAGUGUGUCAGAUGAAGGAGGUGGUAGCGGAAGGCGAGGCGGAGUUACAAAAGACUCUCGUUCUGCAUCGUGAAGAAACCUCCAAACUCGAGCAGGCACUAGAAGAGCACGCCACCCAGCUCAGGGAAGUCACCCUGAAGGUCAGCUUGGCAGAGGGCAAGGCACAGAGUCUGGAGGAGCAACUGGGAAAGGGGGACGUUGCGAGGAGGGAGCUGGAACACCGGCUAGCCGGACUGACCUCAGCCCUGAGACAGACCCUUGGGGUGGGCAGGACCAGGCGCUCGCUGACCCCUGGGUCCAGGGGGCGAAGCCCUUCCCCCUGGAGAAGUCGCUCCCCUCUGAAAGGUAGUGAGCGUGUCACAGAGGGAGCCAGCCGAUCCCCUGGAGGCCCUGUAUCAUCCACACCCCAGGGUGCAGAGGGGGAGCUGGAUAUGGACGCGGUGCAGACAGCCCUAGGGGACUUCCACCAGGAACUCAGAGACGCGCUGAGAGACAAGGAUGAGGCUAAGAUCCAGGUGGCCAAUCUGAACCAACGGGUGGCCGAGCUUGAGGCCAGCCAGGACAGGUCUGAGACACGGAUACAGCAGCAGACCGUGGCCCUGAAGGAGCUGGAGCAGGGUAAGAGAGAGCUGCUGGAGCGGCUGUAUGAGGCCCAGACCUCACUCUCUCUGCAGAAAGAAGCGGCACAUCGAGGAGCCCGAGACAGGAAGAGCCUGGUGGCAGAGGUAUCCAGACUCAAGACCAGUCUGCAGACCGCUGAAGCUGACAGUAGGACACUCCAGGAGAAACUGGAUCGUUCCCGUGUCGCAGAGGCUCGUUUUGAGGGGGAUUGCCGUACGCUGAAGGAGGCCCUGGAGACAGCGAAGAGCCGGGCGUCUGGUCUGGAGGUCAGCCAGAGGACCCAGGAGGGGGAGCUGCAGAGGGCCCAGCGAAGGGCAGCCGAGCUGGAGGGGGAGGUGUCCGUUCUGGGGGAGAAGCUGGUGGAGCUGAGGAAGCGGCUGGGAGAGAGUGAGGACCGGGCGGCCGGGCUCAAGCUGAACGAGGAGAGGUUGGCCGAGGCCCUGGCCCGGGCAGAGACCCAGGAGGGGUUGCUGAGGGACCAGCUCCAGGGUCUGUACAGUACUCUCAGUGACAGUAGUGGCAGAACAGAAGCCAUGCAGGAACAGGUUGCCAGACUACAGAGGGCUCUCACCAUCUCAGACCAGGACCGCAGAGUCAUUCAGGAACGGCUGGAUAAACUGCGUGAGGCCCUGUGUGACAGCAAGAGGCAGAACCAUUUCCUGACCGAGAAGCUCCAGAAUGUCCAGAGGGCACAGGAGGAUGCUGAACUUCAGGCCUCAGAGCUGCAGAAACAGUGCUGGAGUCUGAAGGAGGUCCUGAAGCAGAAGCAGGAGGCCGCAGAUCUUGCAGCCCAGGAGAGAUCCACGCUGCAGCAGAAGGAGCGGGAGGAGCUCCAGGAGAGGUUGACCUGCCUCCAGAGCACCCUGAAGAGGAUGGAGGGGGAGCGGGCAGAGCUGGAGCGGACGUUGGCCCGUCUGGCGAAGGACAAGGCGUCGCUCAGGAAGACACUGGAGAGGGUGGAGCUGGAGAGACUACGGAGAGAGGAGGAGGCAGCGUCGGCAGCCAGAGAGAGAGAACAGCUGGGACAGACGGUACGCAGCUUGGAGCAGGAACUCAACCAGCAGCACCUGGAGAGGCAGACACUACAGGCCCAGAUGUCCCAGUCGGAGCAUUCCCACGCACAGCGCCUCCUGGAGGUGACGACCCGCCAUCAUCAGGAGAUGGAGCUGGAGACGGAGCGGCUGAGGGGGACCCAGCAGCAGGCGGGGAGGGCCCUGGAGGUCAGGGAGAAAGCCCAUCGCCAAAGGGUCACGGUUCUGGAGGAGCAGAUUCUGACGCUGAAGGAGCAGUUGGAACAGGAGAUGCGAAGAAGGCAAGCUUAUGUCAACCAGAUGCUGAGAUAAUGGGGUGUUGGGUCAAGGUUGGCUGUAUGCUGCCUGGUGACCCCUGGACCCUGAAAGGUAAAGGGUAAACUAAACGUUUGACCCUUUGAUGACCUCAGUGUAGCUAGUUAGUGACCACUGACCUCUCUUCAACAGACAACCCUACUCAGACCUUUUUACACAAAUACAAAAUCCCAUGCACGCACACACACACAAAUGCUAGCACACACACUGACAGGUCCACAUUAGCAUCCAGACAUUCUGAAUUAAAUAAUCCUAAUCUAACCCUAAUCUGCAUGGAGAUCUUAAAAAACAACAAACAAUGAGGGUGCUGUUUCUGUGUUCUGAAGGCUGGACGUUGCAGACUAUUUUAAAGGAUUUGCCCUAUCCAGGCCAGCCACUAAGUGCUGCUAGUUCUCCUGUUGUCUCAUUGGACAGAUCCCCACCAGCAUAAAGAUCUGUCCUUGCCAACCAUCAUCCUUUACUCCCUACAAUAUCGUUUUAGUCAUUCUAUUAUUGAUUCUAUCAUUUAAUACUUUCUUUUAGGAAUCAUCACAUUUGUUGCUAUUUUGUAUUGCUUUCAACCAGCAAAGGAUUAUUGUGGUGUCAUCGUAAUAUGAGUUAGUUACUAGAAUCAUUUGUACUGUUAUUUUGGUUUAAAUUUAUUUAAAAAGGAUAAAAGAAUCAAUGUAAUGUA